This is a messenger RNA of Schistosoma mattheei, 2574 nucleotides long. The record is from the annotation of a GenBank genome assembly. Lineage: Eukaryota; Metazoa; Platyhelminthes; Trematoda; Strigeidida; Schistosomatidae.
AUGGAGUAUGCAUUAAAUUAUAUCAGUUCAUUCGCUUUUGGAUUAUCACUUUCAUUCAUUCUAUUGUUAUGUUUCUGUUGGAACAAAAAACAAAGUUUAACUCAAAAAAGACACAAUCCUAGUACUGAUAAAAGUGUUACUUCCUGCCAAAAAAUCACUUACAAUCACCAUAAACAUUUCACAGUUAGACUUAUUCGACCGCAUAAAUGUGCACUUAAUACUGUUGCCAAUACUACCACUACUAAUGUUGAAACUAAAACUAUCACUACCACCAAUGUUAACAUCAAUCAUGAUACCACCAAUCAUGUAUUAAUUAAAAAUUCUAAUUUAUUCGUCAAUGAAGAUGAUUUGGCGUAUGCUACCACAAUUGGACUAAAUACAAAUAUGAAUAGUACGGAUAUUAUAUCUCCUAGUAGUUAUCCAUCACUACAUCAAGACAGUAACUCACAUAGGAAUUGUGAACUUCCACCAGUACCGACAUACUUCGAUGCGGCAUUUACUGAGAAUAAACAAAUUAAAAUUGAUCAUCAUCAAACUCAUGUUGAUCAUGCACCAUUACCAGAAGAUAACAUGGAUCAAUUAACAUGUUAUUAUUAUUCAAUCCCAACAGUGAAACAACUAAUUAGUAAUAAGCAUCAUUUAUAUGAUGUUACCAUCCCUAAAUUAUUACAAUCAAUUAAAAAAAAUUCAUUAACAGGAGUUUCUGAUACAAAUAAUCGAUGUUAUUCAUUAUGUGAUGAUGAUGUUGAUGAUCCAACAUCGGAUUCUGAUGGAUUGUAUGCAAGUGUAAGUCAUCCUCCGCCUCCAUUUCCCUCUUCUACGAUUGGUAACAAUUUUGUUACACAAGAAACACUUCAAGACACGGAAACAAUAGUUAAUGUAAAUAUUACUCCGACUACUACUAAUAAUAGUAAUUCAAUGCAUACUAAUAAAAACAUGACUGGAAAUAGACGUGAUCCAUGUCAAUCACAUUAUUCUCAAUUAAAAGACGAAUGUAACAUGGGUGAUAAUAGUAGUAAUAAUGAAAAGAAGCGGACGAUUUCAAAUGAUAAUAAUAAUGAUAAUUAUAACAGUAAUAAAAUUAUUGAUAACUGUCAGCUAUCUAAUCAACCGACUUGUCAUAAUCAUACAAAGAUUGGAAAUUGUUACCAAUGUUCCACAACACCUUGUGUUCAUCUGUAUGCUCAAGUUACACCGUGUACAAGAACACAACAGUCUACUCUCGCUGACUCAGAAAUGAAAUCUAAUAAUAAUAAUAAUAGUGUCUAUAGUUCAAAUUAUAUACGACCACCGAUCCCAGUCAGAGGUUAUGAUCAAACAGAUAUUGACUUAGUGAAUCAAAUAAGAAUCUCAUCUCGUCAAUUGGAUGUUACAACACCAGAUCAAUCGAUUGAUCAUCAUGAUAUUGAAUCACGUAGAGUUCUUACAGAAACAAAUUAUCGUCGUAUAAAUGUCUGUGAAUCGUUGGCUAAUCUACGUUCACCAGUAUUAUGCAAUAGUACAAAACAUAAUUAUCAUCAAUGUUUUGAUGAUUCCGAUACUAAUCAAGAAUCUUCCGAAUACGAACGUAUUUAUUCGAUUACUUCCACGGAAUCGACGGAUAGAAAUAUUGUUCAAUUAGUUUCAACUGAAAAACAAAAUAAUGAAACAACCAUCUCACAUGAUAACAAUAAGCUAGAACAUCCUUAUACAGAAAUAUCAAGUUCCAUUGAUGAUUUAGCUACUUAUUCUCAAGUGUAUUAUUCCACAGCGUGUGGAUCAAUUGAUUUUCCUAUUGUAAAAACAACUGAAUCAUUCAAUAUGCACAAUUCUUCAUGUUCUCCAACAGUCUUGCAUUCGAAUUCACCUGACCAAAAUACUGAUAAUAAAUCUUAUCCUUAUGGUGAUGAUGUAAUCAUUAAAGAGUCUUGUCAACAUAAUGAUUACAAUACAAGUAAUCAUGCUAGUUUAAAUGAUAAAAAUCAACCUAUUUUAAUUAGUAAUCAGUCAUUAACUCCAUCGCUAUUAUCGGAAACAGUAGUUUAUAGUGUAACGGAAUUGCAUCCAUCUAUAUCAUCCAAUCUAAAUGAUAAAAUGUUAGCUGAAAUUCAAGCUUUUCGUCAUAUGGAUAGUGAAUUGGAUCUUACUCAAUCUACCAAAUAUUUUAUGGCGAAUAAUUCACAAACUGAAACACGUCGUUUAUCAGAUUCAUUCAUGAAUGAAAGUGAAGAGGAACAGAAGACUACGGGUGGCACAUUACAAGUUGUAACACAGUCAUUAUAUAACCAAAAUCAACGUGAAGACACUGGACUAAUGACUCCAUUAAUGGAACGUUCAACAGAAGAUUGUUCACGACUGUCAACAAUUCAUCGAACUUAUUCAAAAGCGAUUAGAUGUGAUGGUCAAUCGUCUUCAUCAUUAUCACACUCAACAAUUUUAUCACCAUCUUCUUUAUCAUUAUGUAAUAAAUCAAUUAAAUCACCGGCAAAUUAUUCAAUAUCUGAUUUUCCUUCUCCUGCCCUCCCAUUGUUGUAACAGUCAGUGGUAAUUGUAGUGUUGCUCCAUUUGCACAUGCUGAAUUCUCUUUCAUCUCUG